Molecule: messenger RNA, 949 nt
Organism: Saccostrea cuccullata (small rock oyster)
Lineage: Eukaryota; Metazoa; Mollusca; Bivalvia; Ostreida; Ostreidae
Product: ATP-binding cassette sub-family B member 6-like
Exons: 9
Coding region: 22-939 (305 amino acids)
Biological process (GO): transmembrane transport; heme transport
Cellular component (GO): vacuolar membrane
Molecular function (GO): heme binding; ATP binding; ABC-type heme transporter activity
Source: RefSeq, a predicted model, not a curated record
GGACCACUUAACUGGUAAGGGAUGUAUUACAGAAUGAUACAGCAGUCUUUCAUUGAUAUGGAGAACAUGUUUGAACUGUUGGAUGAAAGUCAAGAGAUUAGAGAUAUCCCUGAUGCUAAGAAUAUUGCUGUUACCAAUGGUAAAAUAGAAUUCAGAAAUGUCAACUUCCAUUAUGAAGAAAGUAAAAAGAUUCUUAAGGAUGUUUCCUUUGUGGUUCCAGCCGGACAGACUUUUGCACUGGUGGGUCACUCGGGUAGUGGGAAGAGCACCAUUAUCAGGCUCCUGUUCCGGUUCUAUGAUGUUGUGUCAGGGAGGAUUCUUAUAGAUGGACAGGACAUUUCAUUGGUCAAGCAAGAAUCUCUCCGACAGCAAAUUGGUGUUGUGCCCCAGGAUACUGUGUUGUUUAACGCUGAUAUCCGCUAUAACAUCCGAUAUGGAAAUGUGGAUGCGGAUGUCAAGCAGGUGGAGGAAGCGGCAGAUAACGCGGAUAUACACGAGAGAAUUCUGUCUUUUCCUGAUGGCUACAACACAGUGGUGGGGGAACGAGGACUGAAACUGAGUGGGGGAGAGAAACAGAGGGUGGCCAUAGCCAGGACUAUACUGAAGAACCCUCAGAUUGUACUGUUAGAUGAGGCAACCUCCGCGUUGGACACUAAGACUGAACGUAACAUACAGACCUCUCUAGAGAGAGUGUGUGAGAACAGAACUACCAUCAUAGUGGCCCACCGACUCUCUACCAUCAUACACGCUCAUCAGAUACUGGUGAUGAAAGAGGGCGUCAUUGUAGAAAGGGGAACUCAUGACCAACUUCUACAAGUGAAUGGUUUCUAUGCGGACAUGUGGCAUCAACAGCUCACGAAGAAAGAGGAAGCCGGCAAUGAUAAACACAAUGGAACAGAGGACGCAGGAAGUAUAAAUAAUGACGCUGACGCCUCCUAAUCCAGGAGUG